Messenger RNA from Ailuropoda melanoleuca (giant panda), 4900 nucleotides. It is a transcript of the gene TGOLN2, whose product is annotated as trans-golgi network protein 2. The record is from RefSeq and is a predicted model, not a curated record. Gene Ontology annotation, cellular component: endosome; trans-Golgi network; trans-Golgi network transport vesicle. The transcript has 5 exons. NCBI's taxonomy places the organism in Eukaryota, Metazoa, Chordata, Mammalia, Carnivora, Ursidae. Bases 1 to 1050 code for a protein of 349 amino acids.
AUGCGGUUCCUGGUUGCGUUGGUCCUGCUGAGCGUCGCCCCGGCGGUGUCCCUACCAAAAGAAGGGUCUGACACGUUAAAGCCGCGGUCCACGGGAGAAGGCUCUAACGAGGUGAAGCCCGAGCUGCCGUCCACGGGAAGGGGCCCUAACGAGGAGAAGCCCGAGCUGCCGUCCGCGGGAAAGGGCCCUAACGAGGAGAAGCCCGAGCUGCCGUCCGCGGGAAAGGGCCCUAACGAGGAGAAGCCCGAGCCGCAGGCCGCGGGAAAGGGAGAAGCCCGAGCCGCAGGGCCACGGGAAAGGGCCCUAACGAGGAGGCCCGAGCCGCAGGCCACGGGAAAGGGCCCUAACGAGGAGAAGCCCGAGCCGCAGGCCACGGGAAAGGGCCCUAAAGAGGAGAAGCCCGAGCCGCAGGCCGCGGGAAAGGGUCCUAAUGAGGAGAAGCCCGAGCCGCAGGCCGCGGGAAAGGGCCCUAAAGAGGAGAAGCCCGAGCCGCAGGCCACGGGAAAGGGCCCUAACAAACUGGUCUCCAACCCCUCCCAUGAUAACAAGGAGCCCACCAAGCCUGACUUGAACGUACCAGCUGACAAAGAUACCUCCCUGCAUGCUUUUAGAGGUGAAUCUGGGGAAAGAGUAUUACUAGACUCUGACUCCACUUCUCCACAGCAGGAGAGAGAAGGCAAGCCUCCAGAGCUUACAGAAGAUGAGCCCAAGAAGGCUGAGGAAGGGAAUACAGAUCCGGAAGAAGAUUCACCACCUGAAGGAGAGAAAGAAAUGCCUGGCCUUGCCUCCAGUGAGAACCGUGAAGGGACACUUUUGGAUUCCAGGGGUAGGGAGAAUGAUGACCUUUUUAAGGACAAUCUUGGAAGUGCUAGUGCAGAGAGCAGCCAUUUCUUUGCAUAUUUGGUGACUGCAGCCAUUCUUGUUGCUGUCCUCUACAUUGCCUAUCACAACAAACGGAAGAUUAUUGCUUUUGUCCUAGAAGGAAAAAGAUCUAAAGUCACUCGGCGCCCAAAGGCCAGUGAUUACCAGCGUUUGGACCAGAAGAUUUGAUUUUUCCAUUCUUGAGAAUUUUGUCCUCCCUGCUGAUUUGUUUUUAAAUCAAGAGAAAUGAAGAAAAAAAGUACUGUGACCUAAGAGACACCCCCUUCUCUAGGAUUUGGUGGCAAGUCUGGGCUGGCAGAGGCGGGGGGAUUGCUUUGAUUUUUGCACCUGCACUUUGGUGACCUUGUACUCCUGUGUCCCCAUUAUCUCUGCUGGUGUCUUCCAUCCUUUCCUCCCCUGAGUGUGAUUAGAGGGAGCAUGUGGGAAGACAUCUGUGACCAAAAGGAGAUCUCAGCCCCAGGCAGGCUACUGCUGCUGCCUGCCUUUCCUUGUAGUUAUCCCUUGAAAAUAGCAUUGUGCCCACCACUGUUCAUCUUUGUAGACCUAGGAAAACACUCUGCAGGUUGAAGUUCUUUUUACCAAGGCUCUUACUUUGGGGGAUGUGCCCUACAAAAGAUGAAGAGGUGAAUGCUGACGGGCAAAGGGCUACAGUAACAAUAACUUUCUUCACAGGCUCCAGCAGCAAACCAAAACAGCUUUUAAAAAGUGCUUUAUUGCCUGUAAGUCCAGCCUGUCUAGCAUAACUUCUUCACAUUUUUCCAGUAUUUUCACAUUAAGGCAAAGUCAACUUCCAUUUGGUUGUACCAGCUGAGCUUGGGGAUUCUGGGAGUAAAGUUGUAAUGCCAUGGAUCCCUUUAUAGAUUUUUAAAAAUACAGUUAGGAUUAUUGAAAUACUUGUUCUUCUAUACUCACAGUCGUAACAGAAACUUUUUAAGAUAGGGUAAGCUCCGGCUUUGCAUACGAGGAUGUUCAGGACGGUUUUGGUUUUGAUCUGCAUUAUUUCAAAGGGCUUUUAUGAAACGUUUCCCAUAAACUCUGUUUUGCCUUUGUCGCCUAAAGCAGACAAAAUAGACUUGUAAUCAGAAACUAACUGUACUCCCUUUUACCUUAAUCUCGUUAAUGGUUUUCUCAUCUGACACAAAAUGCCAAGGGUGAUUAGUAAAAAUUCUCCUUCCAUCCCAUGCCAGACGUUAUUAAGAUUUAAGAAAUUCAGGGGUAACUGAGGUAGUGUCUUGGAUCAUGCUGUGGUUUGAAGUUUUCCGUUAAUCUGCUCUUGCUGUGCUACCCGAUUAUAGCCUGAAGAGAGGUUUCUGCAGAGAAAACAUGGAGAUAGAAUAGUUGAUCUCAGGGAAAUACAAAGACUGUGGGAAGUGAGGACAGUGGGAUGACUUCUGUGCUGUUGAGGAAGCCAGUCUGCAGAAGGGACCAUCCUGUCACAUUAUCUUGCACCUUGCUUAAAACAGAGCGUGGGGGCGCCUGGGUGGCACAGCGGUUAAGCGUCUGCCUUCGGCUCAGGGCGUGGUCCCGGCGUUCUGGGAUCGAGCCCCACAUCAGGCUCCUGUGCUGUGAGCCUGCUUCUGUUCCCUCUCUCGCUGGCUGUCUCUAAAUAAAUAAAAUCUUAAAAAAAAAAAAAAAAAAAAACAGAGCAUGGCUUUGAGUUGAGAUUUAUGGAGACAAGGAAUGAAUGAAUGCUCUUGGCAUCAUUCUCUCUACCUGUGCACCAACCUUAUAAUGCUUUCCCCUAUCUAGGGAAUCUUCUGUCAGGCUCUCCUGGCAUUCCGUAAAACCACGGUUCCCCUGUCUACCUCUCGUGGCUUAGAGAAUCAGGCUUUUGUAGACUAGUGUUCAGGAUUCUGUAGGUGUGCAUCGUGUCCAGGCCAGAGGCUCCUCUUGUCAGGCCCAUCUAGGCUUCUGUGCCUGUUUGUUCUUGCUGUGUCCUCCAUUCCCUGGCUUCCCAUGGCUAUUUGGUUAGGGUGCAUUCCCUUCUUUUCUUUUGCUUGUCUCCCCCAAAUGUUCCUUCAGGGCCCAGCUCAAGUUUGCCCAGGCACCUUCUUCACUGUCCCCAGCACACAGGAUUGGCUCUUACCAGUCUACUCUAAUAACUCUUAAUAAUGCCAAUCACAAAUUUUGGAACUCCAGCAAAAAAGGGAAGACAUUAUCUGAUGUCUGUGUCUGGUCUUCCCCAAAAAACUAAGCUACUUGCAGGAGUGCCCUUGGCACCCUGCAUAUCUGCCUACAGUAGUAACAUUCCCUAGGUACUUCAGGAGUUCAGUGUCUCCUUGCAAAGGAGACAUUUUCUUUGUUCAGGACAUAUGAAUGUGAGGUCUCACACAGCUCUUCCUGGCUACUGGUUGCUGUCCCUUUUUGAUGGAUUUUGCUUGUAAGGAGGAGAGCAGAAAGGUUGGUUUCGGGAACCAAGAGGGUUGGCACCAAGUGGAUGCAAAAUAAGUAUUCUGUGGAGUCCACAUAGUUUCAUUUUUUGAGCAUCCGAGAAGUAUUGUUUCUUGUGCUAAAAGAAUACAAUAGAAUUUAAGUUUCACUUUAGAAAUUACACUGAAGGAAAUCUCUCACACCAGUGGAAAACUUGUUUUCUCAGUAAGUUGUCCUUUUGAAGAUAAGCUGUUGGAGGCAUGGUAUAGAGGAGGAUGAGCUGGCUAAGGCAUCUCUCAAAGCUGGUGGGGGCGAGGGGAAGGUAGGGGUGGGCAGGGAAGCAGAUGGAGCCAUGAGAGGUGCCCCUUUCCAAACAGCUGUGUGCUUGCUUUCCUGUCCCAGCUUUUGGUUGCAGGGUGAUUUCUGUAAGAGGAGUCUGUGCUGUAGUCAUGGAUGUCAGUAGAGGGGUUUGUUUUCCUGCUGCGGGUUACUGAGUAGAAUUAUUUAAAUUCUUUUUUUUUUUUUUUUUUUUUAAGAUUUUAUUUAUCCAUUCGACAGAGAUAGAGACAGCCAGAGAGAGAGGGAACACAAGCAGGGGGAGUGGGAGAGGAAGAAGCAGGCUCCUAGUGAAGGAGCCUGAUGUGGGGCUCGAUCCCACAACGCCGGGAUCACGCCCUGAGCCGAAGGCAGACGCUCAACUGCUGUGCCACCCAGGCGCCCCCUGAGUAGAAUUAUUUAAAGAAUCCACUUCUGGACUCAGUGGGAAUGAAGGCCAGUCUAUCUAGAAAGGCUAGAACAACUUGGAAAGACCUGACAGCUAGCUAUAUAUGUGCUGACAUUUCUUUUCCCAUGAUGGCUUUUAAUGAAACAUUUGGUGAUAGAAUUAUAAACCUCCUUGAUUCCCCUGAUGGUGAUUCUCAUUUUUUUUUCUCUACUUCAUGUCAUUUAAAUCAAAAAAAGGAAGCCUGCUCCCUGCUUUUACAGGGUAACUUGAUAUGUAAUGCUGUUACGUGUAUGUGAUGAAAGCUAGCACGCUUUGCACAUGUUCUGAAUCAUUUGAACAGGGAGGAGAGUAUUUUAUACACUAGACAUCAGACCCUGUAGUUCUGCCAGCUGUUUUCUGAAAAACCUUGUUGGGAAGGUUGCCUUUGAUACUGCCUUGCUCAAGGAAGAAUCCUGGGAAGAGAUUUUCAGGUUCCAUAUAACUGUUCAUCCAUAGAAAGACUGAAUCUCAACUCAGCUAGUCCCACAAGUCACAUAUGAAUUUCCUAAAUGUCCCAGUUGAGAAACUCCCCUGUAACAGUGUUGGGACUGAGCUGGGUAGUUUCAAACUGCCAAAAAGCCAGCCUCCUCACACUCAUAGAUAUUCCUUUAAUUCAGAAGUUUCUCAUGUUAAAUAAAUGAUUGUUGAAGCUGUUUCCCUUUUUUGUUUACCCAGUUAGUAGAGUGCCACUGUUUUUGCAGUGUUUUAUAUUUUCAGCUUUAACUUAACUAUAUAAUUACUUUUAUUUUUUUAAAGCUUAUUUGGUCUAAUGAUAAGUAUUUUUCAGUACAUAAUGUUUUACUGAGCUUCUUUGAAUGCCAUUUCAAUGUAGUUUUGUAUCAUUGCACAGAAACCAAAAUAAAUUUCAAAUAUUAAAGCUAAAAA